Molecule: messenger RNA, 1890 nt
Organism: Cutaneotrichosporon cavernicola
Lineage: Eukaryota; Fungi; Basidiomycota; Tremellomycetes; Trichosporonales; Trichosporonaceae
Gene: HRD1
Exons: 3
Coding region: 1-1890 (629 amino acids)
Molecular function (GO): zinc ion binding
Source: RefSeq, a predicted model, not a curated record
AUGCCCGUCCCCCGCCUCGCAGCGUACGGCCUCGUAUCGACCGCUCUGGCCGGCGCAGUCGUCGGCGGCGCAAUUACUACGCGUCCGAACUUUUAUGCCGCGGCUGUGUCCGUUGGCCGGUCCGGGGGGAGUUUGAUUGUCCUGGCCAACUUCUGCCUCUUCUUAGGCAUAAUUCUCGGCGUGUGCUUCAAAAAGCUCUUCUUCGGUGAGCUCCGCCCCGUCGAGUACGAGCACAUGUUCGAGCGACUAUGGAUCUUCCUCACCGAGUCCCUCCUCGCCCUCACCAUCUUCCGGGAAGACUUCAGCGCCUCCUUCCUUGUACUAUACAGCGUCCUCGUAUUCCUCAAGUGCUUCCACUGGAUCAGCGCCGACCGCGUCGACUACAUCGACCAGGUACCUCCUCCAGGCCCGCCUGCAUGGUUCCACGUCCGCCUCGGCGCCGUCCUCGCCCUUCUGACUACACUCGACGUUCUGCUGUUCUUGUACACCAUGGAACACGUCAUGGUCAUGGGUGUCAGCGCAAUGGUGUUGUUUGCGUCCGAGUUUGCCAUUUUGGUGGCGGCUAUUUGCGGGACGUGGGCGCGAUACGCUGUUGGCAUUGCGGAUCUCCAUCGGGCACGGGGACGGGUGGACGCGCCGGCAUGGGAGGAGAAGAGCAUGCAUCUCUUCUACAUAGAGCUCGCCGUUGACUUCGCCAAGCUCCUCACCUACCUGGUCUUCUUCAUCGUCAUCUUCCUCAACUAUGGUCUGCCGGUCCACAUCCUCCGCGACGUGUACAUGACCCUACGCUCCUUCCUCGCACGCGGAGCCGAUCUGGUGCGUUACCGCCGCGCCACGCGUAACAUGGACGAACUGUAUCCGAACGCAACAGCCGAGGAACUCGCUCGCCUCGGCGACCACACCUGCAUCAUCUGUCGGGAGGAGAUGGUGGCCGAGCGCCCCGCCGACGCCGAAGGGCCAAACGAGACGCCCAAAAAGCUCGCGUGCGGACACGUCUUCCACUUCCACUGCCUCCGCUCCUGGCUCGAGCGCCAGCAGAUUUGCCCCACCUGCCGCCGCGACGUCCUCGCCCCUCCACGCCAUACGUCGCCCCCACCACCCCCCACUCCCGCUCCAGCCCCACAGGAACUGCCAGAGAACGAGGCAGACCGCAUGCGCUCGGCGUUCGAAGAGUACUUCAGGCUUCCGGGUGUGAACGGCGACGCGCCGGCUCACGUACCCCCGCCCCACCCGCCGCGAACGGCGUCAGCCCCACCAGACACGGAACACGACGACGCGGGCCUUCAGCGCGGAAUCUGGGGCGCCCCAAUCGUGCCCGGCCGCUUCGCGGUGCCACCUCUCGGUACAGCCCCUCAGGAACCGGGGACCUCGCGCGCCGUAACUCCCGCGGCGUCUCAGGCGCCCGUCGUCUUCUCGUCCACCGGUUCACUGCGCGAACCCACUCCGCCCAACGACGACGACGUGCCUCUCCGCCAAGCCGCUGCCGCCGCUGCCCUGCGCCGCUUCAAUGCAGUAUCAGAUAAGGGCAAAGGUCGCGCGCCUGACCCCGACGCGUUCGACACGCCCGCCACCCACCGCGUCAUGCUCACGCCACACGCCCUCCCGCCGCCACACAGUGGAAUUGCACGCACGCCUGAAGCCGCGCACGCUGCGCUCGACUUGCGCCUCAAAGCCCUCCGCGACGUCGACGAGGUCGUGUGGUCGCUCGUGGGUGAGCUGAGCCGUCUCCGGAGCGCAUGGGAGGCGGAGGACGAGAUGAGGGCUGGUAUGAAGCACAGGCCGGAGGAGAUGGAGCAUAGCCAGCGUAGCGAGCGCAGCCAGAGCCGAGAAAUGACAGAGGAUGACACGCCGCUGUUUAAUAGACCUAGCGAGGGACCAAGCACAGAGUAG